AUGGAUGAUAUUGGUUUCUAUAUCGACGAGCGUCUGAUAGAUUUGCGAGGCUGGUUGAUCGCACUUGAGGUAUGUAAACAGGGAGUUGGGACAGGAAGUCGCAUACCGCCGCACCGUUCACAGGUCAGCAAUAGUAACUUGUCAAUCAAGAAGCAACGAAGGCUACUUUCCCUUGGUGAGACGCCACACCAGGCAUAUCAUCGAUGGUAUAAAAAGUAUGGAGACAUUUAUAGUUGUCGACUGGGUACUGAGCUAGUCAUUGUUUUAAACAACGCAGAAGUUAUAAAGAAGUCUUUCUCUGAAGAUUCUCUCGCCGGAAGACCACCAAAUUGGACUCUGGCAAAAAUCAGCAACCGGAAAGGAGUAUUUGAUGCACCCACACCGAUGUGGCAAUAUGUGAGGAAGUUUACAAUUCUUGCUCUUCAGAAAAUGGGAAUGGGAAAGACAAAGGGAGAACUGUUGAUUCAAGAAGAAUGCGAUUUUCUGAUAGAGGCCCUUCGACAGACAAGUGGUAUUCCAACAGACAUCAAUGGUACUUUAACUCGUGCUGUGGCAAAUAUCAUCUGUCGGAUGUUACAUGGGACACGAUUUGACUAUGACAAUCAAGAAUUUAAGGAUCGUCUAAAGAUGACGAGAGAUAUCGGUACCCAAUUAAUGGAUUCAAGUUUGGCAACCUUUAUUCCUCUCCUUUGGGCUCUACCAUCAAAGCAACGUCGCGAGUUACAAAGCCAACGAGAUUGUAUUGGUUCAGACUUGGCACGUAUGGAAAUAUUUCUGUUUUUGAGCAGAAUGAUUCAGGAGUUUGAAUUCAGAUUCCCAACUGAUCGUCCCAAACCAUCGAUGGCUGGACGCUUUGGAAUCCUCAAUCUAGCGCCUGCAUAUGACGUCAUUGUGAAGAAACGAGUGAUUGGAACAUAG
Molecule: messenger RNA, 918 nt
Organism: Saccoglossus kowalevskii
Lineage: Eukaryota; Metazoa; Hemichordata; Enteropneusta; Harrimaniidae
Product: cytochrome P450 2J6-like
Source: RefSeq, a predicted model, not a curated record